This is a messenger RNA of Alternaria conjuncta, 1623 nucleotides long. RefSeq lists its product as uncharacterized. NCBI's taxonomy places the organism in Eukaryota, Fungi, Ascomycota, Dothideomycetes, Pleosporales, Pleosporaceae. The coding region runs from base 1 to 1623 and encodes 540 amino acids. The record is from RefSeq and is a predicted model, not a curated record. The transcript has 2 exons.
AUGACGAGACCGGAAGUAAAAAUUACACAGGGUACUCUCUUAGGUACGACCUUGCAGGGCGACUAUCCACGGGCCGUCGAAGCCUUCAGAGGAGUCCCCUAUGCUUUACCGCCAACAGGUGAACGCCGAUUCCGACCACCACAAAAGGUAGCACCUAGUCAAGACACUAUAGAUGCUUCAAACUUCGGCCCAAGAGCUCCAGCACAGCAGCUCAUGAUAGUUGGACCGAAAUUAGAGGAAAGUGAAGACUGCCUCACAGUGAACGUCUUCCGGCAAGCUCAACCCGACAAAGCGUCCGCUCUGCCAGUUGCAGUCUACCUUCAUGGGGGAGCCUUCAAUCGAGGAAAUGCUGCGAUGCACGAUACAGCUUCUAUGGUUGGAUGGUCCGAGUCGCCCUUCAUCGCAGUAUCGUUUGGUUACCGCAUAGGAGCGUUGGGAUUCCUACCAUCAAAGCUGAGCGCUGCAGAAGGCGCACUCAACCUGGGCUUGAAGGAUCAGAUUUGCUUGCUUGACUGGGUCGAAGAGAACAUCGAGCAUUUUGGUGGCGACAAGAACAAUGUAACGCUAAUAGGGCUCUCGGCCGGCGCGCAUUCGAUAGGGCAUCAUCUUUUAAACUAUGAGGAGGGUGUAAAGCCCAAGUUUCACCGUGUCAUCAUUGAGUCAGGCGCUCCGACAUCCCGCGCUGUCCGCAACCCCGACGCAGAGAUCCACGAGAUGCAGUUCAAAGACUUUUUGGAAGAAGUUGAAUGUCCUUCAACUAUACCAGAGUCGGAAGUCUUCAGUUUCCUACGCAACCUUCCCACUUCCACAAUUGCCAAGGCCCAAACCAAGGUAUUCCAAAAGUACAAUCCCAGUCUACGCUGGGCAUUCCAACCGGUAAUCGACAACGAAAUCAUCCGUCGCCGUCCAAUCGAUGCAUGGCGGACGGGCAAAUGGUACAAGAUGCCCAUCAUGACCGGAUUUCAAGGAAACGAAGGCUCACUAUACGUCAAUAAGAAGAUGUCGACUUCCUCCGAGUUCCUGGAUUUCUGGAAGACUUUGCUGCCGCAGAUGAGCGAUGAAGAUAUCCAAACGAUACACAAGUUGUACCCUGACCCGACUGAAGUACCUGAGUCGACCUACAAAGAAACGCGGCUGGAACACGGUGUCGGUCCCAUGUACAAACGCAUCGAGGCGGCUUACGCGCACUACGCAUAUGUGGCCCCGGUACGUCAAACGGCUUUCUUCGCCAGCCAAGAUGCACCUGUAUACCUGUAUCACUGGGCAAUGAGACGCGACAUCGUCGAUGGUGCUCGUCACGCGGACAACAUGUUCUACGAAAUGAGAGACCCGAAGUUUAUUGCGAAGUCUAAGAGCCAGGACGAAUUGUCGGGUAUCCUUCACGCAUAUAUCACUAGUUUUAUCUGUACGGGCACUCCGAACGGACUCGAGGGCACAUAUGCGAACAGAACGGAAUGGAAGAGCUAUGAUAGAGCGGAUCCGAAGGUGAUGAUCUUUGGGAGAGAUAAUGAGGAGUUGAUUGGUGGAGAGACCAUUGGUGAGCCGGCUAUCAUAGUUGACGACACGUAUGCGAAGGAGGAGAGUGACUUUUGGUGGUCCAAGGUUGAACUGUCUCAGCAGUAA